Puccinia graminis f. sp. tritici CRL 75-36-700-3 is the source of this 1863-nucleotide messenger RNA. RefSeq lists its product as uncharacterized. NCBI's taxonomy places the organism in Eukaryota, Fungi, Basidiomycota, Pucciniomycetes, Pucciniales, Pucciniaceae. The transcript has 2 exons. The record is from RefSeq and is a predicted model, not a curated record. Bases 1 to 1863 code for a protein of 620 amino acids.
AUGUCUUCAGAACAAUCGAUCUGGGAACUACUAGACUCACUCGAACACCAACUCAUCCAAUCACUCAACCAACACAUCCUCCCUCAGAUCAUAAAAACAUCAAACCAACUCAUCAACUCACUCCCAACUCAACUCAUCCCAAACUCACUCCUAAUCACAUCAAACCAACAGAACCCAAUCCAACAAACAAUCCAACAACAACAACCACUCACUAAAAACAAACGAGCACAACUCAAACCUACCAUCAUCAUCAUCCUCUCAUCCAUCCUAGCCAUCAGACUCAUCAUCAGCACAACCUACUACCAACAAUUCAUCCACCAACAUCCCACCCUACUCAACUAUCUACCAAGCAUACUCACACCCACCAGGAAGAGGAAGCCACUCAGCAGAAACCAUCAUCAUCAUCAUGGCCAAGAAGGAGGGCCACUAGAACUGAUCAUCAUCCUGGGCGCCGAGCCAGGAACCCUGGGAGAACAACUGGCACUCCAUCUCGCACAACGCGGCAUGGCGGUCAUUGCCAGCGUCAGCAGUCCCGAGAUGGUAGCAAGGAUCGAACUGGAAGGCGCCGGAUGGAUCAAGGCCCUCGUCUUGGACCCACAAGAACCGCACACCUCCAUCAAACCAUUCACCCGAUCACUAACCGUCUCCUUGGGUCUCCGAUUCCCACUCGCCGCCUCUCCAAACACCUUCAUCAAUCCUCCUGCUACUACUACUACUACUACUGCGAACCAUAACUCGCUCGUCGGACUCAUCAAUUGUCUGCCCCUCUCCCUCCCCGACGAUCUGCGUCCUAUCGAAGCUCUCGACCUCCAUUCCCAGCUCCUCGGACGCUUCAAUUCGCUCGUCUCAACCUCCCUCGACCUCCUCAAAAUCAUCCUCCCUAUCCUCCGUAACUCGAUCGAAAAAUUCGGCGCUGAUGAUGGCCUCAUCUUGACUCUAUUUCCUACUAAGAAUACUAGUCUAGCAUUGCCUUAUCUAGGGAGUUCAUUGAUUGCGAAUCAAGCAUUAGAGAGCCUGAUGGUCACGCUUCGCCGAGAGAUAGCGAUCUCUGAUUCCGGGAGUCGAGGGAAGCUCCGGAUUGUGAAUGAGCGAAUCGGGACGUUCCGCGGGGGCAGCAUUCCAACGAAUGUUUGCACGACGAGCCGGGGAGCGAGUCUCCCGACGCAUUUACACCCGAUCUAUGCACGCUCGAUGGCGCGGCGGAUCGGGCUGGUGGGGCUCGGGACUUGCGCGAUUCUGCCGACGAGUGGGGGGCCGAGAGGCAGUCCGAUCUCGCAAUUCCUACGAAGGGUCGAGCGGAUCUUGGAGGGCGCUCAUGGGUCCAGAGGCGUCGUGGGCAGCGAGACUUGUCGGUACAUCCUCCUCCAGAAUCUCUUCCCCGAGUCGUGGGUCGACCGCUGGCUCGCCCUGGUCGAGACUCUUAACCGCUGGAUCCGCAGUCGCUUGGUCGCUGAAGUCGACCUUGCUGAGUCCCCACAAACGCUCGAACGGUUCGUCGAGAAACGGAUCCCUUCUGCUCAGAGCGAUUGGAAAUUAUCCCUCUUCUCCGACCACCAUCUCCCCCAACAACAACAACAAGAAGAAGAAGAACAAGAAGAAGGUCAACCAAGACCAGUAGAAGAUGAAGAGAAGAUCACUGCUGUCGAGCAAGCAGAGGAACUCGUCGAGAAUGACGAGAUGGUGUCAGUCGACGAGACCGGCAGUGUGGUCGAUAAAGGCGAGACGAUCGGACUCGAUGGUUGUCCGUCCGAUCUGCCCGACCGGUCCAACCCCGGCUCGGCUGAUGAGGCCGAUGAGCUUCAUGAUCCUUCUCUCAAGGAUAGCUUCGUCGGCAGCGAGAUCGAUUGGAAAGAGAAAGCUUGA